GAUACAUACCAUGUGACUGCGACCAAAACAGGGAGAGACCCUGAUGUGUCCUUAGUACACAAUUUGUUCUAGUACACAGAUCUCUAUCUAAAUCCAGACACUUUUUUCCCCCUUUAUUUAAAUGAAUAUUUGAUUUUUGUUUUUAUGGACGCUCAGUUGUCGGUGUAUUUGUUUCUUUUUGUCUGUUAUUCAAGAAGGAUCUUGUGACUGUUCUUUUUGCAGGUCAUACAAAGUCCAGAAGGUGGUCCUGGUUCAAGGUAAACACCUCCAUGGGGCAAAUAGAGGCGGGCCGGAUGAUGACUGGAUUGUGACUGUGAUUGGCGGAGGUGACUCUUUAAAAAUCUGGAUUGUGUUGUAAGCAAUUUUAGUAAAUUUGAGGCCAGGAAGAAGAAAACAUCUUUGCCGCGACCGAUUUGGAAAAGUCAUGAGUGGAUGUCCGUACUUUGAGAAGAGGCAUUUGUACGUUUGCAACAUUUUUAUGAUGAGAUCUGACUAAACAUAGGCUUGAAAUAAUUCCUCCUGGUCUAUCAAACUUGGUGAUGGAAAAACAUGGUGUUAAAAAAAGGGCAUUCUCUUUUUAUACUGCAGGUUAUUCAAAAACAAGCCUCCCAAAACAGAAGAAGAAGAUGCCUCUCAGGCGGGAGUUAACAAGGCCAGCAAAGGAGGGAUCAUCUAUGGAGAUUACCUGCAGGUAGAAAACAUCACUUUUCACACCUCACAGUUUUUUUGCUUUGUUUUUCUAAAGACAGUGUUAAAGGUUUGUGUCUUAAUUGAGCUCAUCAUUUCUCUUCAACUCUCAGCUCGACAAAGUAGUCACAGCUCAAGUGCUGCAAAGUGAAUUAAAGGGUAACAAGAUUCAUGAUGAGCACCUCUUCAUUGUCACCCAUCAAGGUAAAGCUGCAGCUUUUUUUAGUUCUUGUCUCAAAGAGAAAACUUUUUGUCUCUUCUGCUUUGGCUUUUGUGUCAUCUUGAGUCUUAAUGCCUGGGGUAAUUAAACUAGAUAGUAAUUAAGUCUCCAGCUGAAAUAACAAUCACAGUAAUGAUCCCACCCCAGGAGCUGAGGUUUUUCCAAGUUUCUAAGGCUAAAUACGUGCGACUAUACUGUUCAGAUCAGCGUUUGAAGUCUCACGUCUUCAAUUUGUUACAUUAAUAAUAUUUGAUAAAGUUUCUAAAAAUGUUUUCGUUUGAUUUCAGCUUAUGAACUGUGGUUCAAACAGAUUCUGUUUGAGCUCGACUCAGUGCGAGAGAUCUUCAUCAGCGGACAUGUGAGUUACUCUCUGUGGUGACAGAACUUGACGAAUGUUAUGUAACGAUGAAGUUUCCCAACUUGUAAACGCUCCAAGAACUGAGGUCACUUGUGCUGCAUGAUUUAGAAGUGAAUAUUUUACAUUUUUAAACAAUUCAAUUUAAAAAUAUCAAGCAGGUAUCAUUGUUUGGUAGUCAAUCAGAUUUUUUUUCAUAUUUAGACAAAAAAUAAAAAAAAAUAAAAAUUUAAACUCUGUUAUUUCUGUCAGGUCCGAGAUGAACGCAAUAUGCUCAAGGUCAACACUCGCAUCCACAGGAUUGUGAUGAUCUUCAGACUGCUGGUCGAUCAGUUCGCCGUUCUAGAAACGAUGACAGCCUUGGACUUCUUUGACUUCAGGUAAACUUGGAGUCACUUUUUGCACUCAGAGUGACGUUGGACUCGGCGUCCUUGUUGUGUCCCUUAUCACUCAUGUGUUUGUUUGUCUUUGUGUGAAGGGAAUACCUGGCUCCAGCCUCUGGUUUCCAAAGUCUUCAGUUCCGGCUGCUGGAGAACAAAAUCGGGGUGCCGGACAACCAGAGGGUUCCCUACAACAGACGCCAUUACAGAGACAAUUUCAAAGGUCAUGAGAGUGAGAUGCUGAUCGCCACUGAAAAGGAGGCCCCUCUCUUAAAGCUGGUCGAGGUUUGUCUGACGAUCACCAAACACCUCUGCACAGUCAUGAAUACUUAAACGUACGAAAGAUGUCAUAAAAGUAGACACCUGUGUAUCUCUGUUAUUGUGUUGCUGUGGAUCAGCCCUACUCCGACUGUACUGGGUAAAGAUGUGAUGAAACUCUGGGUUGUUCUUCUCAGGAGUGGCUGGAGAGAACUCCUGGCUUGGAGGCGGAUGGAUUCAAUUUCUGGGAAAAGCUGGAAAUCAAUAUAUUUGAUGGGUUGAAUCUGGAGAAGGAGAAAAUCGAGGUAAGAUAUGACUGCGGCUUUCAGAGCAAACUUUCUCUGCUCCCUGCGGAUUUCACAGAUGAUUGACAGAAACUGUAUUUUUUUUCUUUAUUUUUCUUUUUAAAGAAAAUGGCAGACUCGGAGGAGAAGGAGGAAAUCAUGGCUGAACUGAUCAAACAGAGAGAGCUGUUCACGUCUCUCUUUGAUGAAAAGCGCCACGACCAUCUUGUUAGCAAAGGUGCGUGUCUUAGUCUGAAUUGAAAAGCCUGAUUAUCAAAUGUGCCGUGUUAGUCAAGUGUGACUCAGAGUUGACUUGCAUUCUAAAAAUCUUUUGUAUUACUACCUUGGCGAACUGAAACACUCAUUCACUGGCUCACAAGGACAUGAAAUAAGGCGACGAGUUUUUCAUUUGCAGUAAACUGUUUUUUAUAUUGUUCCACAAGGUGAGAGGCGGCUGUCUUACAAAGCUCUCCAAGGUGCUCUGAUGAUCUACUUCUACAGGUAUGUGAAUUCAGCGUUUCAAUGAAUCUGAUUGUCAAUUGAAACCCUGUUUCUUCGCCUUUAAUUAUCCAGCGACUCUCUGCUGACACAGUGCCUCUAAUGUUUGCUAGAGACUCAUACAGACUCCACGCAUACAAACUGCCUUGUAUGCACAGCUUUAUACUGUUGACCACAGCUUCACUGGGGCAGCAGAGGUUUUAGCGUCUUAAGAACACCCAAGAGUGAGUCCUUGAGACGAGGUCUUAAAUUGAAUCCUUUUAAAAAUUCCAAACCCUGAAGAAAAAGUCUGAUGUUCAUUUUUUGGGCUAUUUAUAAUCUUUCUGAUUUGUUCAAAACAAAACAAAAUAUUGUUACUUAUCCCAGAUUUGUAUUUUUUAAAACCCCUGUUACAGCCUCUGUCUAAAAUGGGACCUAAAAGCACUCCAGAACCCUCUUCUGCUGUUGCCAUAUGACAAAUUUGUUUUAUUUAAGUUUAUUCAAGUCAAAUUGAUAAACCUUUUCCAAUAAACACAUGGAAGGUCAUGCAGCAAUUAGAGGUCACAAACUUAAAUACAAUGAAUUCAGAGAAAAAAUGACUGUAAUAAUCAGUUUAAUUGAUAAGUUAAAGGCUGAUAAAAAAAAGUUGUAAGCUCCCUUUAAGAUGACAUGUAAAUUAUAGGCAACCCUGUGCUGUGAAGCUAAGUGUAAUGUUAUUAUAAAGUUACUGGUGUUUCUCUAUUCAAAAUAAAAAAAGAAGGAAUAUAUGGUCACAUGUUUGGACUCUAAAUCUGACCUAGAAAGGGACAAAAAAAAUCCCCAUCUAUAAAGAACAGCUCGGUUUAGUUUAGUAUUCUCUUUAAGAAAAUUCACCAAUUAGUGAUGUCACAAAUUGAGUAAAUCACGUUUAGUUAACAACCUGCAGCCUCAUCCCUUGAUUACUUCACACUUUGAAACUUGCCUUCAUCUUGUAUUCACAUCGAACACUUAACCGAACACUUGUAAAAUAUGAAAAGGUUUAAUUCCACCUUGUAAUGCUCACUUUUUCAACCACACAUAGAAUCUUAGGGGUUGUCAAACUCUCAAAGUUGGUCUCAGUAGCCUUUGAGUAGUUCCCUGAUUCACACCUUUGUGCUCACACAUUGCCCUCCAAAAGUGUGUAAUAUCUGUGUCCCAGUGUGUGACUUUACAUCCCAUGAAGGCGCUGUAGAUACACAAGGGGCAUGACUUCAAAAUACAAAAUAAGGGCGACAUAUAAGCAUACACCCAGACAUGCACACAGUGUUCCACCACGCUUGCUCUACAUUACACUAUAUAUCCUAUAUCCCCAUAUAUAUAUAUAUGUCUUGCCUUUAAUUAGCAUAAUAUAGGAAUUUAUAUUAUUUCCACACUCAUCUGAGGGAGAGCUGUCACAUUUGCCUAAAGGUGUGAUUAGAAGCCAAGUGUUCUCAUUAAGCUGAAACAUGUUAACGGCUUCGUGAAACAGUCACUGAAAGGUGAUAACUGAUCUGAGACUGAUAGUGUAAGAUGUUCACUGCCCGGUGGGGUCAUGGGGAGGUUCUACUUGCUCCUGUUUUACAACUUCUAGCAACAACUCUCAGGUGCAUUUUCAUGCGCCGCCUCAAUUUCUGCACAAACUCAAGAACUUAAAUCUCUUUCUUUCUUCAUUUUACCUUGUAGGGAAGAGCCGAGGUUUCAGGUUCCUUUCCAACUGCUUACAUCCCUCAUGGAUAUCGACACCCUCAUGACAAAAUGGAGAUGUAAGUGCUGAAGCCUCCAUGUUUGUUGUGAAAUAUCCUCACAGAUAAACAAGAAAUAAUAAUCUCAGAGGGGAGAAAAAAGCAGAUUUCUAGUACUAAAAACCGAUGUUUUAAUGUUUCGCCCAAGGGCAGAGCUGGACUUCACUGAGCUAUAGUUAGCAGAGAAGCUCAGAGGCAGAAAAACAUCCUCUGCAGCUGCUGAUCACUCCAAAACCCAUGUAUUACUAAUACUCUGCAGGUCAAAGACGCAGAGCAAACAUUGCUCAUGUAACGGGGGAUGUUUCUGCUUUUUCUUUUUAGACAAUCAUGUAUGCAUGGUGCAUCGCAUGAUCGGCAGCAAGGCCGGCACCGGGGGCUCAUCCGGCUACCACUACCUUAGAUCAACUGUCAGGUAUUGUACGCUUAAAACUUUAACCUACUGAUUAAACACUUUACACUGCAGGUAUCUCAAACACUUCAGAGUUAAUUUAGAUAAGGGGAGCACACAACUACUCUGUGCUUAUCUAAAUUAACCUGUCGUGUAGCCGCUUCCUCUUGACAGCCGCAAACUUCACUAAAAGUUCAUUUUAAACUAGCUGUGACACAGCUCUUUAUUAUCUAAUAAAUUUUAGAACAGUUUAAGUUAGCUUUUGUCCUCCACCAAGAACAAUUUAUAACAGAUGCCCCAUCAAAUUGCACGAGUACAUGACAUGAAUACAUAAACGAUUUUUUUUCCCCACCUUCAGUGACCGCUACAAAGUGUUUGUGGAUCUGUUCAACCUGGCAACGUUCCUGGUGCCUCGCCACUGGGUGCCCAAGCUGAACCCCAAUGUUCACACGUUCCUCUACACGGCUGAAUGCUGCGACAGCUCGUACUGCAGCAGUGAGGACUCUGACUAAGGAGACUUUUGGUUGUCUGCCUUGGCUUCCUUUCUUAUUCUAUGACUAACCUCACGACAGCAGAGAUUAGAUACUUUGGUGAGAGAUGUGUACAGGAGCGGGAGGCUUUUAAAAGGCAAAGAGACAUACUUUUUCAAUCUUCUAAGCUCAGAUUUGCAUUAGACAUGGUGUAUGUACUUGAGAAGGCUAAGAAAAGUAAAGGGUGUACUUUCUCAGGAAAUCAGGCCAGGCUAAAAAUAUUAUUUUAGCAUAAAACACUAAAAUACUUCACAGGAUGAUGAAACUUUUUAGACCGUCUUGCAUACUAAAACACGGGGGAGGAAAAUUUAAACAUAUUUGACAAUGAACUACCCAUAUCCAACACUGAAUUAUCUAUUUGUAAAAUGUGCUAGACCGUGACGGAGAUACUAUUUGAGAAAUCCAAAGUGUAAGGGUUGUGAUACGCAAUAUAAAAAUACUUUAAUUAUAAGAAAAAAGUCAAGUGACAAAAGUCUCUUUUUAUCUUGUGACACUAAAAGCAUGCAAAACACGCUGGAGAUUGUGGCGCACAGACGAGAAAAGCACAUUAUUGGUUCAUUACCUUCAUCAGGCUGCAGCACAGAGGUUCAUACCCUUCAAACUCGUGACUAGCUCUGAAUAAAUCAAACAGUCAAAUUAGACUAUUUUAUUCUAAUCUCUAAUUCUGACCGGUCACAGAGUGUAGCAGAUGGCUCCUUGAUAAGAUGUGCUUUCAUGUUUUCUCUAUAAAAUUAUGCAGAUUCACUGUGACUGACCUGAAAGCAAAUGGAUCGCUGAGAGCAGUGAUCAAACCGGUGUGCGAUGAUGGGUUUUUACAAACGCGUUAUCUUUCAUGUCUGCGUGAGGAGGGGGUCGGGGGGUGGGGGGUGUCGGAGAGGAAGCCAUUUCAGACUUGUGGGAUGCGGCUUAGGUGCGAGAGGAGAAGAUAAAAGGACAAUAAAGCGCUGUAUAAACAAUCAAUCUCAACACCUAGAAUAGAACAAUUUGCACAGCAUCAAUAUGAGGCUUUCAAAUAUGAAGCAGAAGAUUUGUACAUAAUGUUGAUAAUGUAGUUGUGCAAUAAUGAAUUUUGUAUAGUUCACUGUAUGUUGUGAAAUUCAUUUUUUAUGUAUUUAUGCAGUGAUUAAUGUGAUCUCUGUAUAGAUAAAUGUCUUACUUUUACUAUGUAUCUACCUUAUGUAUUUAAUAAGAUACAUUUUUGUACAGUGCAUCUCUUCUUUAUUCUUUAUUAUUGUGGUUUUGUGCUUGAAGUCUUCUUCAUUCAUUAAAGAACCGACAUUUAUCAGCAUA
Xyrichtys novacula (pearly razorfish) is the source of this 6608-nucleotide messenger RNA. The record is from the annotation of a GenBank genome assembly. NCBI's taxonomy places the organism in Eukaryota, Metazoa, Chordata, Actinopteri, Labriformes, Labridae.